Molecule: messenger RNA, 513 nt
Organism: Oncorhynchus masou masou (cherry salmon)
Lineage: Eukaryota; Metazoa; Chordata; Actinopteri; Salmoniformes; Salmonidae
Product: iron-sulfur cluster assembly 1 homolog, mitochondrial-like
Exons: 3
Coding region: 53-379 (108 amino acids)
Biological process (GO): iron-sulfur cluster assembly
Cellular component (GO): cytoplasm; mitochondrion
Molecular function (GO): 2 iron, 2 sulfur cluster binding
Source: RefSeq, a predicted model, not a curated record
UUUUCAUGUUAGCUAACCGGGCAACAUUUAAUGUUUCUGUUGACUGCUGAACAUGUCUGCCUCAAUGGUGGCGAGAGCGACGGUCAGAGCUGUCAGUAAAAGAAAGAUAUUAGCGACAAGAGCUGCUUUAACUCUGACUCCUCCUGCUGUGAAUAGGAUCCGGACCCUCCUGGAGAACAAGCCAGAAUAUAUUGGUCUGAAGGUGGGUGUGAGGACUCGGGGCUGUAACGGUAUGACCUACACUCUGGACUUCACCAAGCAGAAGGAUCAGGCUGACGAGGAGGUGCUGCAGGAUGGUGAGCAACUUUAUCGUCUUCCUUCCUUAUCACUGAAAUGUUUUGCUCAGAAUGAUGUAUGUAAAUUGGUUGUCUGUCGUUGAAUUGUGUAACUUUACCAUCAACAUCUCCCCAAUGUAAUGUUGAAAUGUUUUUUUCAAAACAUGAUAUGUAUUAAGAGAUGUGUAUAGGGAGUGAUUUCAGUGAGAAUAAAAAAUGUAUUCAAUAUUUUUGCAUU